Pleurotus ostreatus (oyster mushroom) is the source of this 1077-nucleotide messenger RNA. RefSeq lists its product as uncharacterized. NCBI's taxonomy places the organism in Eukaryota, Fungi, Basidiomycota, Agaricomycetes, Agaricales, Pleurotaceae. The coding region runs from base 1 to 1077 and encodes 358 amino acids. The transcript has 6 exons. The record is from RefSeq and is a predicted model, not a curated record.
AUGCAGCAGCAAGGAUAUCAACCCUUUCCUUAUUACCACCAAGCUCUGUAUCCUCCCCAAACUCCCCACCUCGGCGCCAACAACGGCGCCGCCAAUGGCUACACACUGAAUCCCUACUAUCCUAUGCAGCAAAAUCCAUACGUAGCUGCUGCUGCACCUGCGUCAGGUCCUACGCAAAUGAAUCCUGCACCUUUGGCUCGUCCCAGAAAGUAUACUCAGCCAGAGCCAAAACAUAACAGGAAUGGGUUUCCUCCUCUGAGGUCUGCAAUGAAGCAGCCUGCGCGCCCUGAUGCGACACCUCUCAGGCGGCAGCGAACAAUAUCGGGUAAGGGACCAGAUGGUCUUGCCCGACACCGCACGCGUUCGAAUCCUACGCCUGUGGAAGAAGCCAGACCUGAGUUUAUCCCCAUACACCUUUAUUUGUCUUUUCACGGCAGCAACGAACUUCGCGUCGAGAACGGUGGUCAGCCGGCGGUCACAGAGUUAAGACGAUUGAUGAAUACGCUGUGGCCGCCAGGCAUAGAACUUGAUGAUAUCGAGGGAUACAUCUGGCGUGUACGCUUCGCAGGUUCACCGUGGAACCUAAGUGGUCCCGACUCUGCGUAUGAUAUCAUUGUGCAAAUCUUUACCUUGUUUGCAAGAAGAGGCUACACUUUCCGAACUUUCAUGAAGACAGGUUCACCAUCACCACGUCUUAUCUUUGAAUGCACAAAUCCUGACAAAGACUCGCGGUUUUUUGUGGCCUACUUCUCUCGGACUGGUCGGUGCAUUACACUCGUCUCGCCUCCGGCUGUGGUCAACGCGGAAAUAGGCCACCGCCUCGAAGUUGCUUUGCCUGGGGCGAUAGAGUCUGAUCAAGAGGUUGAAGGAGGCUUUCGCGUUAUUAGACUGCGGGACGCUUACGGCGGACCCCUGUUUGGCAAACAUUUGUUCAUUGCAUACAUCCUCAAGAUCAUGGAAGAGCUUAAUUUCUUACUCGAAGCCACGAUUCCCUUGGGCAGACGCGUCUCAUUUGGUCUUGGUCUUGGAUUAGGACCAAAGCGAGAGAUAUUCGUAUUCAAGGGCUUUAGUAGAUGA